UGUUCUGCUGUCAGUGGUAUAAAACACUUCCACGUUGUUGCAUUUCAGAGCAACCUCGAGAAUCUAGAAUGAUUUUCUUUGUGAUUCUUGUGUUGCUGUCCUGCACUGAGGCUGAAGGUCUCCAACAUGUGUUUGUGCUGCAUGGAAAGGACUUACACUUGGAUACAGAGAAACUUGUUAAACUUGACAAACAGACAGAUGUUUUUUCCUGGAAAUUUAAUUCCAGUACAAAUAUUGUAAAAUGUGUUUUAAAUAGUGAUCCAGCAGUGCUUGAAAAAUAUGAAGGAAGGGCUGAGUUGUUUAGACAAAAUUACUCUUUGCUAUUAAAGAAUGUGCAACACAGUGACAGUGGAGAUUAUACUGCAGUUGUGUCUGGGGACCAAGACCAAAGGGUAGCUGAAUACAAGGUCAUAGUUCAAGAUCCAGUGACUCCUGCUGACCUGACAGUGGAGUCUGUGUCCAACAGCUCAGACUCCUGUAACCUGACUGUGACCUGCAGCACAGUGGACUUUAACAUCAGCAGUAGUUUUAGAUGUGAUGGUAAAAUCUGCUCUCAUGCAGGAGAAAAGGAUGUGAAGGCCACAAAAACAUUUUCGUCUUUAAGUGUUUACCUGCAACAUGACACCAUUUUCUGUAAUCACAGCAACCAAGUGAGCUGGAAUCAAACCAUGAAGGUGCUCAAAUCUGACUGUGAAACAAAGACAGGUAUCUCCAUCUGUGUGGUGAAGACAGUCGUGUUCUCUGUUGGUCUGAUCAUCAUGGUGAUUGCUGUCAUCAGUGUCCACAUUAUGGAGAAGAUUAAGAAGCGAAAAUAAAGAAGAGGCUUUCCACUUACACACACAUAACUUGUAUGGUUUUAGAAAAUGUUGAAGUUAUAGAUACCAGUGGUCGAUAACUACACAGGUUAACACAUUUUGGGGGUUUGCUAAUUUUUAUGCAGAUACCGUUUUUUGUUAUAUAGCACAAAGUUAGGCAUUGCAAAUGUUUUGUAAGUAUAGACAUUUGCACAUUUCAUUCAGUUAAUUUUCUGUUGAAUGUAAACAUAACAAACGCUCCACAAGACAUGCAUGGCAAACAUGUUAAAAAUUCUCAAAUAUCACACAAGGAAUCUGUAUCACUUUGUAAAUAAAAUGCUUGUUGCUCA
Molecule: messenger RNA, 1144 nt
Organism: Oreochromis niloticus (Nile tilapia)
Lineage: Eukaryota; Metazoa; Chordata; Actinopteri; Cichliformes; Cichlidae
Product: natural killer cell receptor 2B4
Exons: 4
Coding region: 69-815 (248 amino acids)
Cellular component (GO): membrane
Source: RefSeq, a predicted model, not a curated record